AUGGGCUCCAAAUUCUGGCCAAGAUCUGGUUCGCCAGGGAUUCUGCACCAUUUCACCGAGACUCUGGUCGCCUUUGAGUUCACCACAGGCACUCGUCGUCAGCCACACAGCAUCCUCUUCUUGGGCGGUCUCGGCGACGGCCUCGCCACGACGUCGUAUGUGGCUGACGUCGUAGCCGGGCUUCAGUCAACCGAAUGGUCUCUCUUCUCGCCGACGCUCACCUCCUCAUACCAGUCAUGGGGAUUCGGCCACCUCGACAGGGACACGGAUGAGAUUGCCCAGUGCAUACGGCACAUCCAAGAGUACAAAAAGGCCAAGUACGGCACCGCCGGUAAGGUGGUCCUCUUCGGCCACUCCACCGGCAGCCAGUGCGUGCUGCACUACCUGUCCCGUCCCAACCCGCAUACAACCACGCCUCCGUUUGACCGAGGCCUUGAACACGCCAAGCGCCCGGCCAUCGACGGAGGCAUCAUGCAGGCGCCCGUGUCGGAUCGCGAAGCCAUCAAGUGGGUCAUGGAGUCCGGGUUCCUGGGCAGGACGCCGAGCGAGCUUCGCGAGACGUACGACAAGCUGGUGGCCAUGGCGCGGGAGGCGGUGGCCAAGGAUCACUCCACAGACAGCAUGCUGCCCGUCUCGCUGACUUGUCAGUUCGGAUACCCGCGCAACACGCCCGUCAGCUGCCGGCGGUUCCUGAGCCUCGUCAGCCCAGACAGUCCGCAGGCGCCCUCCGAGGACGACCUGUUCAGCUCCGAUAUCGGCGACGAGCAGCUGGCCAAAACGUUUGGCAUGGUCAGCCAGCGGGGGUUACUUAGAUACAAGCUGAUGGUGUUGAUGUCGGGCAAGGACCAGGCUGUGCCAGACUGGGUGAACAAGGAGGAGUUGCUGGCGAGGUGGAGGCGUGCUACCGACCAUGACGGCGCACAUGGGAUAUGGGAUGAGCGCAGCGGAUUGAUACCGAACGCCUCCCAUGCGUUGAGCAAUGAUGACCAGGCAGAACCACGGAGGUUUCUUGUCAGAAAGGUGCUGGCGUAUUUGGCGGACAUCGGGACGAGGGAAUAG
Parathielavia appendiculata is the source of this 1059-nucleotide messenger RNA. RefSeq names its product DUF1749-domain-containing protein. The transcript has 2 exons. Lineage: Eukaryota; Fungi; Ascomycota; Sordariomycetes; Sordariales; Chaetomiaceae. Bases 1 to 1059 code for a protein of 352 amino acids. The record is from RefSeq and is a predicted model, not a curated record.